UGCGUGUGUGAGUGGGCGCAAACCCUAUAAAAGCAAAGGAACUCCCCAAGUCAUUUACACUUAAGCAGUAGUCACAGAAAACCAGACAGCAUAGUAGACAGACGCCAACGACGAGGAUGUUUUGCAAGUACGUGAUCGUUGUUCUCUUGGCGGCCAUGAGCGGCGGGGCCGUGAUGGGCUCUCUGCAGGACAAACAGACCGACUUGGGCUUAAAGGUCUUCGGCCAUUUGGCCGGAGCCUCGGCGCACAGGAAUGUGCUUUUCUCCCCGUAUGGCGUUUCUUCCGUCCUGGCGAUGGCACAGCUCGGCGCGGCGGGGAACACUCGCAAGGCCAUGACUGCCGCAAUGGGAUUUUCCUUGCAAGAGCGCGGAAUGUCUCGAGAGCAGCGCUUCCUGCAGCGCGACCUCCACGCCGAGGAUGGUUUGGAGUUGGCCAGCGGAGUCAUGGUGGAGAGGAAGAUGAGCCUGGAGAAGGGAUACCGCCAGGCCCUGUCCAAGGCCUUCAGGAGCCACCCGCACCAAGUGGACUUCACCAAGCCCGACCAGGCGGUGGACGUCAUCAACGCCUGGGUUUCGGACCACACUGCAGGCGCCAUUCCUGAGUUCUUGGCCCGGGGAUCGCUGAGCGAAGAGACUCGCCUGGUGCUCCUCAACGCCCUCCACUUCCAGGGACUCUGGAAGGUUCCGUUCGACCCCAAGCUCACGCACGAGAGAAUGUUCCACAGCGCCAACGGCAGCUCCGUACCCAUUGACAUGAUGACACUCACCAACCGCUUCAACUACGGGGAGUUUGUGACUCCCAGCGGCGUGGACUAUGACGUCGUCGAGGUCCCGUAUGAGGGCGACUCGCUGAGCAUGCUGCUGGUGUCGCCUUUUGAAACCGACGUGCCGCUCAGCGCCCUCAGUGACGACCUGAGCAGCCAGCGGAUCCGCCAGUGGAGAGCCGAGCUCAGGAGCGUUCGGAGAAAGUUGACCAUGCCCAGGUUUACUCUGAACUCGGAGGUCAACUUGAAGGCUGCACUCAUCAGCAUGGGCCUGGGGAACAUGUUCAAUCUGGCCACUGCAGAUUUCAGCCGCAUUACAACCGACGAGAGGCUUUGCGUGUCCAAGGUUCUCCAGACAGUCAAGCUUGAGGUCAACGAGCAAGGAACAAAGGGAGCAGCGGCAACGGCUGCUGUGCUAUUUUCCCGAAUGGCAGUGGAGGAGCUCACUUUGGAUCGGCCUUUUCUCUUCUUGAUCCAGCACAAACCAACGGGGGCCAUUUUGUUCAUGGGCCAGUUCAAUCAUCCCGCUUAAGAAGCAAAUAAGGCUACUUUCACUGUGCCCGACUACUGCUGGACACCAGAAGACAACUUUUUAAAACCAGGACAUUGUUGACAUGAAUGACACUGAUGCACUUCCUCUUUCUACUCAUUUUCAUUCAUUGUCUUGUUGCCAUGCUAUUUUUGUAUAUACGUUUUAUUUAUUAAAAGAUAUAUAUUCUGUUUAAA
Messenger RNA from Hippocampus zosterae (dwarf seahorse), 1489 nucleotides. RefSeq names its product serpin peptidase inhibitor, clade E (nexin, plasminogen activator inhibitor type 1), member 1 (gene serpine1). Lineage: Eukaryota; Metazoa; Chordata; Actinopteri; Syngnathiformes; Syngnathidae. The record is from RefSeq and is a predicted model, not a curated record. Gene Ontology annotation, molecular function: serine-type endopeptidase inhibitor activity. Gene Ontology annotation, biological process: negative regulation of endopeptidase activity; negative regulation of plasminogen activation; negative regulation of vascular wound healing. The transcript has 8 exons. The coding region runs from base 117 to 1295 and encodes 392 amino acids.